This is a messenger RNA of Bombus pascuorum, 2899 nucleotides long. RefSeq names its product intraflagellar transport protein 74 homolog. Lineage: Eukaryota; Metazoa; Arthropoda; Insecta; Hymenoptera; Apidae. Gene Ontology annotation, molecular function: beta-tubulin binding. Gene Ontology annotation, cellular component: intraciliary transport particle B; centrosome; cilium. The record is from RefSeq and is a predicted model, not a curated record. The transcript has 3 exons. Bases 393 to 2252 code for a protein of 619 amino acids. Gene Ontology annotation, biological process: cilium assembly; intraciliary transport involved in cilium assembly.
CUAUUUUGACUUUGUAAAUGAUCAUAUUUAAUUAGUUUUAUUUUUGUAGUGUUUUAUCUAGGUAUAUCUAAAUGUAUAUUUAAAAGUAUAUUUUUUGAACUUUUUUUUUAUACAAUAAUUUUCUUAUAGCGCUAUUAAAAGUUAUAUAUCUCUUUCAUACAAGGAUGUGGAUGUCAAUUAAAUGUUAUUAUAUCUAAUUUCUAUUCAUAUCAAUUGUAUGGAUUGAUAUGGAUUGGUUUCUAUGGCAACCAAAUGUAAAGCAAAAGGAUCAUAAUAAAGUGCUCUAGCAAAAUAAUGUCAGUUAUUUGUGUAUCUAUAAAAAUUACUGUUUAUUAAUACAAAAGAUACCUGUAUCCAAUAAAGUGAAAAAAUAUCUUAAAUAAUUCAUCAUAAUGCAAAGACCACAGACAAGUAUUCCUUUGCAAAGCAAAUAUGAUAGAUUUUACAGAGGUGUAAAGAAUGAAUCUGGAGAGUUUUAUGUUACCUCUGGUACUACUCGUCCAGGUACACCUGGACAAAAUGUACUGGCAAGACCACCAUCAUCAUUGGCUUUACUUAACCAUGUACAAACACCUACUUCACGGUUGAGUACAAUCAGUUCAACUAGUUCCGGAGCAUUUAAUUCAGCAUUUCCUUUGCCUGGUCAGAUGAAUAUAAACGUUACAGAAAGGCCUAUCACUCAACAUGGAGUAGCAGGUCUGAGACCCGGAACAGCUAGAGGAUUGUCAAUGACCAGACAAAUUCAAGAUAAAAGAUAUUACAUUGGACUCAUGCAACUGAAAAUCAGAGAAUUAAGUCAAGAAAUUGCUGUUAUUUUCAAAGAUAUUGAAGAUCAAACUAAGGAAAGAGCUACUUAUAUACAUUAUGACAAGAGAGCCAAAGAUUUAGCUAUGGAAUUAACAACUUUGCAAGGACAGCUGGCUGACUACAACAUCAUUGUAGAUAAAAUGACGUCUGAUGUUGGGAAAGAAAUCAUUGAACAAGAGACUGAAGAACUUGCCACAAAGAAUGAACAAAAUUUAUUGAAAAUCGAAAAUAUGUUUGAAGAAAGAAAAGAAUUAGAGCAGAAGUUAACUAAAAUAGAAAAACAGUUAGAGGAUGAAAAAAAGAGGACCGAAAGGCUUAUAGAGAGCAUGGAUUUUAAUAUGAAAGAAAAAUAUGAUGAAUUAUCAAAAGAAAAAGCAAAACUGCAAGAGAAAACAAAUGCAUUGCAACAAGAAUUGGAUGAAUUAUAUAAAGAACAAGCUUAUUUGGAAGAAGAAAUAACAUUAUCUCCAUUGAAACAAGAAGCAGUUAAAUUACAUUUGAAAAUUAUAGAAAUGGAAGAAAAAAGGGACAAGUUGAAAGAAGAAGAGAAGCAUAGAAUUUCACCAGAAGAGGAAAGAGGAAAACUACUACAAAAGAUUAAGCAAGACAAUCUGGAUAUUGCAGCUGCUGAAGCUCAAUUGACUGAGAAAAAGAAACAGAUACAAGAAACUGAACAAAAACUCGAGCAAUUGGAAACAGACAUGGAAGAUACUCAAAUUGAGAAGCAAGCGAAAUUUAAAGAACUUCGUAAACGAGAAGAAGUUAUAGAGCAAUUUAUGAGUUCUUUUGAGCAGAAUAAAGAUGAUGAGACAAGAAAAAUGGAUAGAUUAGAAAAUACAAUAGUAGAAUAUUUGGAAAAUAUUUCAAAUAUGUUAAACAUUGAUAUUGAUUUUAUAGGAAAUGAUGAAAUGGCCAUUCUGAAUAAUUUACCACCCUUCAAUGACUAUGAAUAUAGUAAGAGUGAUCAAAGUUUUGAAAAAUUAACUAAAGAAAAUUUAAAGUUGCAGCAAAUUUAUAGCGAAAUGGAAAUGUUAGAGCAGAAAAUUCAAGCAGAAUUUGUUGAUCUUAAUGAAAGAAUGGGUAACAAAGAUAAUAAACCAAUAAUUCCAGAAGACCUAGAGAGUUUAAAAGCUAAAUUGACAUUGAAACAAGGGCAAUUAAUAGCAGAAUGUGAACAAUUGAAACAUCAGCAAUUAGAAUGUGAAGAAGAAAUCAAAACAAUUCAAUUUGAAUAUGAUGAAAUAAAGCAACGUUUAGAAAGUAAUGAUAUAUACACUCAGAUUAGUGUAUUAGAGAAUACUAUGGACAAGUUGCUGGAAGAGCAUAAGAAGAUUCAAGAUUUUAUUGUCAAAGAGGAGAAACGUAAUUCUGCCUAUCAUUUCAAUCCUCUAUGGUUAUUCCUUCUAAAUAUAAAAAUUUUCCACAUUAUGCUAAUAAUUGUAUAAUUAAGGUAAUAUACAAAUAAAAUAAUAAUACGAGUGUUAUCAUGAACGCUUCAUCAUUUGUUUUAUCUCAGAAAUAAGGUAUAGGAAUAUGAGUAAGGUAAUAACUGAAUUGUACAAUGUACUUUUUGAGGAUUACAAUUUUAUUUAAGAUAUUUCUAUAUUUCAAAGAAAAGUUCAUUUUUCAUAGCAGUGUUAUUUAUGGCAGUUACAAACAUGUGAUUAGUAAAAUGAUUGAAUACUUAUAGUUAUGUAGAGUUAUGUAAAUGAAACUAUGGAAUACAAUUUUUUUAAUACUAAAAACACGCAAAGCUAGUAGCAAAAAAUAUGCAAAAAAUAUAUAAAUCGCGAUUUAUAUUAUUAUUAUAAAUAUUCAAUAAAUAAAUAUUUGAAAUAAAUUCACACACAGCACACAACACAGCAACUCAUAGCAAAUAAAUAUGACGAAAUAAGUAAGAAUACAUAUAUAAUGAUCUUAUAUUCUAAAUCCUUACAAUAUAAAUUUACCUCAAUACAUACCUACAUAUGUUAUAAACUACCUUAUAAAUAAAUGUUUAUUUUAACAUACACUUUACUGUAAGCCAUACACAAUAUAUCGUGUCCUACUAUUAAGUUGAUACGGAAACUAUAAUAAAAGCUUUUCAAACCAA